GAUACGAAGGGACAGAGCGAGAGCAGAGAAACGAUGGCAGCCGGACAACAGCGGACAGCGAGCGUGCCGCCAAUCAACCAGAUCUUCAAGUACUUGCAGCAGCAGAAGCCUGUGUCGAUAUGGUUGUACCAGCAGGCGCAGGUGCGCAUCAGCGGGGUGAUCAAGGGCUUUGACGAGUUCAUGAAUCUUGUGGUGGAGGACGCGGAGGAGGUGAAUGUGAAGGACCCGAGCAAGCGGCGGGCGCUUGGGCUGGUGCUGCUGAAGGGCGACACAAUUACGCUGAUUUCGAGCGUGCAGUGAGAGAGCCCGGCCUGCAAUGUGACCUGUCACAUUGUCGGUGCUGGGCCGGACGCAAGCGGCAGGGCGUGCCGACGCACAAGGGUGGCUGGUUGACGAGAGCGGCCGAGGCCCACGAGUGUGUCCGUCCGCCAGUGUAUAUAUAUAUAGAGGAGGGUCGGGAGUGUGUAAAACUAGUACUACGGAAUCGAAGAAGCGAAGGCAGACGCCGGCCCCGAGUGCUUCCGCUGCUGCAAGCAAGCACACAAGACACGAUGGCCAAGACACCGCAGAUAAUCACGAGGACGGUUCUACUACUGCUUGUGCUGCAGAGCAUUUCGGGCGACGACCGUAUGGAGGUA
Messenger RNA from Pichia membranifaciens NRRL Y-2026, 638 nucleotides. RefSeq lists its product as hypothetical. NCBI's taxonomy places the organism in Eukaryota, Fungi, Ascomycota, Pichiomycetes, Pichiales, Pichiaceae. The record is from RefSeq and is a predicted model, not a curated record. Gene Ontology annotation, biological process: mRNA splicing, via spliceosome; spliceosomal snRNP assembly. Gene Ontology annotation, cellular component: precatalytic spliceosome; U4/U6 x U5 tri-snRNP complex; U1 snRNP. Gene Ontology annotation, molecular function: RNA binding. Bases 34 to 300 code for a protein of 88 amino acids. The transcript has a single exon.